AUGGGACAACGAACCAAGGUGAUCGAGACAGACGGCCCGACAGCCAAAUUUCUCUACGCAAUCAUCAGGCAAUUGGAUAUCAAGACGGUCGACUGGAAUCGAGUCUCCGAAGAAGUCGGGAUUUCCAAUGGCCACGCGGCACGAAUGCGCUACUCUCGGUUUCGACAACAGAUGGAUGGAACCGCAAGCAAGCCAAGGAACAAGAAGAAGAACUCCAAGAAAGGUGAAAAGAUCGAGCUCGUCGCCGAACCCCAGAUGUUCAUGCCACAACCGCCGUAUCCUGGGAUGCUCCCAAAGCUGGAACCGAUGGACCCAUCAUUCUCAUCCCAUGCUUUUGUCAAGUCUGAGUUUGCUCCUCAGCUGAGUCAAAGCAUGCCUGAAAUUCCGUCCGAUUGGUUCCCAAUGAUGCCCCCCUAUGAUGCGCACCUUCAGCCUGGCAUGUCCCAUCCCACGUGUCCUCCGAUGCCGUUUCUGAUGGCGCCCGGGAUGCACUCUUCGGCCUUGACAGGGGGCUCAAUGGAUUUACAGAAUUCACCGAUGGGUAUGUCACCGGGCUACAAUAUGGGGGAGCUCAGCGGACAGUCCCCGAUCUUGGAGUUUGACCGGCAGAUGCCCUGGAGCCAGCAACACACUUCAAGCGGCCAUUGCAGUCCUGUUGAGGUAAAGAAAGAGCCUGAAACGGUGAUUUCGGAUGAUGAGGUCUUCAUCAAGGUGGAAAAGCCGCAGGAUGAGUAG
Messenger RNA from Penicillium alfredii, 735 nucleotides. RefSeq lists its product as uncharacterized. Lineage: Eukaryota; Fungi; Ascomycota; Eurotiomycetes; Eurotiales; Aspergillaceae. The record is from RefSeq and is a predicted model, not a curated record. The transcript is spliced from 2 exons. The coding region runs from base 1 to 735 and encodes 244 amino acids.